Messenger RNA from Xiphophorus couchianus (Monterrey platyfish), 1367 nucleotides. RefSeq names its product olfactory receptor 11H6-like. The record is from RefSeq and is a predicted model, not a curated record. Gene Ontology annotation, cellular component: membrane. Bases 435 to 1367 code for a protein of 310 amino acids. Gene Ontology annotation, molecular function: odorant binding; olfactory receptor activity; G protein-coupled receptor activity. The transcript has a single exon. Gene Ontology annotation, biological process: G protein-coupled receptor signaling pathway; detection of chemical stimulus involved in sensory perception of smell. Lineage: Eukaryota; Metazoa; Chordata; Actinopteri; Cyprinodontiformes; Poeciliidae.
CCAUGCCAAUUCCACUAAUGUAAGCAAUUUGUGGGAACUUCUUCUUUCUCAUGACUAGUAACUUGAAUGGCAACAGUAAACACUAGAACAUGGAAAGAUAUUUUCUAUCAAAAAGAGACCAAUAAAUAGUUAGAAAGGACAACAAAAUAACUAAAACACAAACACCUGUGGAUUAUGAUGUAAGUUGCCUUUCAUGUGUGGAUUAAAUGGUAGUUUUACUCCAAGGAGUUGAUUUAGGUUCAAUCUAGGUGUCUGUUUCUGUAGAGUCAAGUGAGACUUGUUGAAGCUUCCGGUGUUCUCCCAAUCAAUGAGCUGCAUUGCUAGAAAGGUGGGUUAUUGGCUGGUUUGAAAUCCCACUGUAACUGUAGGUUUUGCUAUAUUCAACAGACAAACAUUAGAGAUUGUUACUGAGCUGGUUACACUUCUCAACCAAGAUGAACAAUGUUUCAACAAUUUCAAUGCUUUUUCUCUCAGGUUUAAACGAGACAAGGAAUUACAGAUCAAUUCUUUUCUUUCUCACUUUCUUGUGUUACGUUAUAAUCAUCCUUGUAAAUGUUUGUGUUGUUCUGACAAUAAUUUUGAAUAAUGAACUCCAUGAACCAAUGUAUAUUCUGCUCUGUGCUUUUUGCAUGAAUUCCAUUUACGGAACAGCAGGUUUCUAUCCUAAAUUUCUGUCAGAUCUGCUCUCUCCUGUUCAUGUCAUCUCUUAUUCAGGCUGCCUUCUGCAGGCUCAGGUGUUGUACUCCUUCGCCUGUAGUGAUCUGUCCAUCCUUGCCCUCAUGGCGUAUGACCGGUAUCUGGCUAUAUGUCGACCACUGGAGUACCACUCCGUCAUGUCAAAGAAAAGAGUCAUCACUUUGGUUUGUCUCGCCUGGUUAACACCUUUCUUCAUUAUAGCUGUAAGCACCUUAUUAGCUUCUAGGUUGAAGCUAUGUAGCCAGUAUCUAAACAGACUGAUCUGUUUGAACUGGAGCAUUGUUAUGCUUGCUUGUUUUCCAGCUGAAACUAUAAUUAACAGCAUCAUUGGAAAUAUUACAAUAGGUAUUUAUGUUCUUCACAGUGUUGUCAUUGUGUGGUCCUACAUGUUUCUUAUCAAAACUUGUGUUGGUUCUAUAGAAAACAGGAGAAAGUUCAUGCAAACAUGUGUGCCACAUUUGAUCUCCUUGUUCACUUUUUCUGCAACUUUACUUUUUGAUGUUAUAUAUAUUCGAUUUGAGACCAAUAAUUUACCAACAACUCUUAAAUACUUUGUCUCAAUAGAAUUUCUCAUCAUUCCUCCUAUAAUGAAUCCACUGAUUUAUGGUUUCAAGUUGACCAAAAUAAGAAAAAAACUUCUAAGUGUGGCAGCUAUGAAAUGCAGUCUUUAA